AUGGCCGACAAGCGACUCCUCUUAGAAUUCCUCAAGGCGCAGGAUGCGUUGAGAGAGCCACCUGCUAUGAUCACUUUCCUCCACCGCCUGCCAAACAGUGGAGAUAUCGCACAAGCAAAACUAUGUCGAGAUCUCGUUUUCGAACGCUCAGCAAAGAUUGCCCAGCAGUGCAAGAAGAUCCGCGAGGACAAGGUGGACAUGAGAAGCCGGCCGCCAGGUCUCAUCAGUGACUACAUCGUCCUCCUUCGCGACAACAAGCCUCCCCGACGACAGUUUCCGACUGCUGGCGACCAGACCAUGGAAGCUGUCGCCAGGCUUCGCUACAUCACUUUGAGCAGUCUUUACCUCUUCUCCGUGGAAAUGGAAGACUCUACCUCCGCUCAGAUCGUGUUUCGCGCUAUUGUAGACAACUUCCACUUUAUCUGGCCGAAUGGCUUCCGAUACCACCCUGGACCUGACGUGAUCAACCAUGUCUAUUACUACACUCGGGCUUGGGACCCCUUGCGCUAUUUCCUAGCAGACUGCUACGUUGACUUCGCCAACAUCAAGUGGUAUAUCCCCCACCGGAACUUCCACAAGGACUUCAUGGCCAACGUCUCAUUGGGCCAUUCGAGGCGUCGUAGCCUUGCACAUGGCCCUUCCAGAACUGCUGCCCCGCGGAACUACAUCUUCCCCCAGCAGCUCACCCAGACCGCAUCCAACUCCGCUAGGAAGUCUACAAGAAGCAUGUCGGUCCGAUUGAGGAACCUCAGCAGACCAGAGGUGGGUAUCAUGGGGUCUUGA
Messenger RNA from Alternaria viburni, 783 nucleotides. RefSeq lists its product as uncharacterized. The record is from RefSeq and is a predicted model, not a curated record. Lineage: Eukaryota; Fungi; Ascomycota; Dothideomycetes; Pleosporales; Pleosporaceae. The transcript is spliced from 3 exons. Bases 1 to 783 code for a protein of 260 amino acids.